AUGCCUAAAAUAAAAUCAACUUUAAAAAGUAAAAUUUCGAAUUGGAUUGCUCCUUACAACGAAAAUAAAGAAAUAUUUUCAUCAGAUGGAAAGGUUAUAUGUUGUCUCGAAAGUAAUAAAUGUAUGUCUACUGUAAAAUAAUAUCUAUUAGAUCAUCAUUCCAAAACAGGUAAGUUUUGUAUUUAACACUCAUACUACACGUAAUAUAUUACAUAUAAUUUCAAAAAUACGUGUAUAUUUUAUUUUAGUUCAACGCAUAAAUGCAUUACAAAGGAAUGAAGAAAAAAAACAAUUUUUAAUUACUUCUUAAAAUUCGAAUAGUAAAAAUGUAUUUUUUAAAGAUUUAUGUAAUGCAUUUGUUGCUGCAAAUAUUUCUUUACUAAAGCUUGGCAAUCAUGUGUUUUAAUCAUUUGUAGAAAAACAUAUUAGCAAAUUAAUUCCGGACGAAAGUAAUUUAAGAAAAAAUUACAUAUCAAGUAUUUAUAAAAACGUUAACGACCAAAUAAUUAGUGAUAAUUUAAAUUCUUCUUUUACAAACGUGAUUGAAAGUUUAACAGAUGAUGCUGCAAGUGUCGAAAAGCUGAAACAGGUUGUUCAAAAUAAUGCAGUCAAAUGUGGUUUAGUGUUCAUAAAAUUACACUUAUCCGAGUUAUCCGUGAAUCUUGAAAAUUUGGAAGAAUCUAAUAGUGAACUACUGAAAAGCAUGUAUAUUUUUAGAAAAAUUAAAAAUAUUUUAACAAAUAUUCCUGGUCCAAAUGGGAAAAAAAUUAAAGAAAAAUGUAUGUAUGUAAUUAAAGUCUUACUAUAA
Cinara cedri is the source of this 808-nucleotide messenger RNA. NCBI's taxonomy places the organism in Eukaryota, Metazoa, Arthropoda, Insecta, Hemiptera, Aphididae. The record is from the annotation of a GenBank genome assembly.